Puma concolor (puma) is the source of this 2385-nucleotide messenger RNA. It is a transcript of the gene CDH12, whose product is annotated as cadherin 12. Gene Ontology annotation, cellular component: adherens junction; plasma membrane; catenin complex. Gene Ontology annotation, molecular function: cadherin binding; beta-catenin binding; calcium ion binding. The record is from RefSeq and is a predicted model, not a curated record. Lineage: Eukaryota; Metazoa; Chordata; Mammalia; Carnivora; Felidae. Gene Ontology annotation, biological process: multicellular organism development; adherens junction organization; cell migration.
AUGCUCACAAGGAACUGCUUAUCCCUGCUUCUCUGGGUCCUGUUUGAUGGAGGUCUCCUAACACCACUUCAGCCACAGCCACAACAGACUUUAGCCACGGAACCAACAGAAAAUGUUCUCCACCUGCCAGGGAGGCGAUCACAUUUCCAGCGAGUUAAACGUGGCUGGGUAUGGAAUCAAUUUUUUGUGCUGGAGGAAUACAUGGGCUCCGAGCCUCAGUAUGUGGGAAAGCUCCAUUCUGACUUAGAUAAAGGAGAGGGCACUGUUAAAUACACCCUCUCAGGAGACGGCGCGGGCACUGUUUUUACCAUUGAUGAAACUACAGGGGACAUUCAUGCAAUAAGGAGCCUGGAUAGAGAAGAGAAACCUUUCUACACACUUCGUGCUCAGGCUGUGGACAUAGAAACCAGGAAGCCCCUGGAGCCUGAAUCGGAAUUCAUCAUCAAAGUACAGGACAUUAAUGAUAAUGAGCCAAAGUUCUUGGAUGGACCUUACGUUGCUAGUGUCCCAGAAAUGUCUCCUGUGGGUGCAUAUGUGCUCCAGGUCAAGGCCACCGACGCGGAUGACCCGACCUAUGGAAACAGUGCCAGAGUUGUUUAUAGCAUUCUUCAGGGACAACCUUAUUUCUCUAUUGAUCCCAAGACAGGUGUUAUUAGAACAGCUUUGCCAAACAUGGACAGGGAAGUCAAAGAACAAUACCAAGUCCUCAUCCAAGCCAAGGAUAUGGGUGGACAACUAGGAGGGUUAGCCGGAACGACGAUAGUCAACAUCACCCUCACUGAUGUCAAUGACAAUCCACCUCGAUUCCCCAAAAGUAUUUUCCAUCUGAAAGUUCCCGAGUCUUCUCCUAUCGGCUCAGCCAUUGGACGAAUAAGAGCUGUGGAUCCUGAUUUUGGACAAAAUGCAGAAAUUGAAUACAAUAUUGUUCCAGGAGAUGGGGGAAAUUUGUUUGACAUCGUCACAGAUGAGGAUACACAAGAAGGAGUCAUCAAAUUGAAAAAGCCAUUAGAUUUUGAAACAAAGAAGGCAUAUACUUUUAAAGUAGAAGCCUCCAACCUUCACAUUGACCACAGAUUUCACUCCGCGGGCCCUUUUAAAGACACAGCCACAGUGAAGAUCAGUGUGCUGGAUAUUGAGGAGCCACCGGUGUUUAGCAAGCCGCUCUAUACCAUGGAGGUUUAUGAAGACACUCCAGUUGGGACCAUCAUCGGUGCUGUCACUGCACAAGACCUAGAUGUGGGCAGUAGUGCUGUUCGGUACUUCAUAGAUUGGAAGAGUGAUGGGGACAGCUACUUUACAAUAGAUGGAACUGAAGGAACCAUCGCCACUAAUGAAUUACUAGACAGAGAAAGCACCGCGCAGUAUAAUUUCUCCAUAAUUGCGAGUAAAGUUAGUAACCCGUUAUUAAGCAGCAAAGUCAACAUAUUGAUUAAUGUCUUAGAUGUCAAUGAAUUUCCUCCAGAAAUAUCUGUGCCAUAUGAGACAGCUGUGUGUGAAAAUGCCAAACCGGGACAGAUAAUUCAGAUAGUCAGCGCUGCAGACCGAGAUCUUUCACCUGCUGGGCAGCAAUUUUCCUUUAGAUUAUCACCUGAAGCUGCCGUCAAACCAAAUUUUACAGUCCGUGACUUCAGAAACAACACAGCUGGAAUUGAAACCCGAAGAAAUGGAUACAGCCGCAGGCAGCAAGAGUUGUAUUUCCUCCCUGUUGUAAUAGAAGACAGCAGUUACCCUGUGCAGAGCAGCACAAACACCAUGACUAUUCGAGUUUGUAGAUGUGACUCUGAUGGUACCAUCCUGUCUUGUAAUGUGGAAGCAAUUUUUCUACCUGUAGGACUCAGCACUGGGGCUUUGAUUGCCAUCCUACUGUGCAUUGUUAUACUCUUAGCCAUCGUUGUACUGUAUGUAGCUCUGCGAAGGCAGAAGAAGAAAGACACUCUAAUGACCUCGAAAGAAGACAUCAGAGACAACGUUAUCCAUUAUGAUGACGAAGGAGGUGGGGAGGAGGACACCCAGGCUUUCGAUAUUGGUGCUCUGAGAAAUCCGAAAGUGAUUGAAGAAAACAAAAUUCGCAGGGAUAUAAAACCAGACUCUCUCUGUUUACCUCGUCAGAGACCACCGGUGGAAGACAACACAGACAUAAGGGAUUUCAUUAAUCAAAGGCUGCAGGAAAAUGACGUGGACCCGACUGCUCCACCGUACGAUUCAUUGGCUACAUAUGCAUAUGAAGGAAAUGGAUCAGUAGCAGACUCCCUUAGCUCUAUAGACUCUCUCACCACGGAAGCUGACCAGGACUACGACUAUCUGGCAGACUGGGGACCCCGCUUUAAAGUCUUGGCAGACAUGUUUGGUGAAGAAGAGAGUUAUAACCCUGAUAAAGUCACUUAG